CGUAGUUACCACUAGUGACGGUGUCCAAGGGUAUUCCGAUUAUCUGUUCCUUCAAGGAAUGCACGGCGACAAUGUUAUCGACAAGCGGGUCCAAGAAUUGGAUGCCAGUUCUGAGGGUUUUCAAGUAUUUUCCCUGCCUCUCGACAACUACGUCGCGGUUUGGAACCGAUGGAAUUCAUCCAGUCAGCCGGGGCAGGAGCAGUUAUCCAACAGCAAGUAGCAGUUCAAAUCAAAUAUCUUAGUUGAGGAGGUGCCGAGAUGGGUUAGGAAGACAUGGGUUUUGGGUGGUCUUAAUGGGGUUAGUGAUAUCAUGGCGGUUGGUGGCUGCCGGAGGGAUUUCAUGGCGGCGGAUGUUGCUAAUCUCUUUAGAUUUCAAGUUGGAUAGGCCUGCUCGAAGUUUUUUUUGGUAUUAAGGUUCGGAUUAAUCUGGAAUUGAACCAUGUCA
Molecule: messenger RNA, 445 nt
Organism: Rubroshorea leprosula
Lineage: Eukaryota; Viridiplantae; Streptophyta; Magnoliopsida; Malvales; Dipterocarpaceae
Source: the annotation of a GenBank genome assembly